AUGGCGUUUGGCGGCUUGGAGGGCAAGGGAAAUGUCGCGCAGGCGUCCUACGAGACAUUCUUGGGCCCUGCACAGCUGGCGCUCCAACCAGCAUAUGAGCGCCUGUGGAAGCCGGAGCGUCUGGGCCAGCGCCUGCCGAGGUUCCUCGAGAAGUCGGCGGACUCGCGCUGCGUCAGCAUCACCGGGUGGCUGCUGAGUACGUGUGUGAAAGGGGGCGCUAUAUCCUACGGCAUCCGCAUCAUUCCGGCAGUCGCUGUGGACCCGCUGGCGGCUCGCCUCGAGACGUGCAUCCGCAAGGUCGCAGCGGCCAUCGCGGGCAAAGGCAUCGACGCGGCAGCUUGGGCGCGUCUGCGGCUGCCUGGGCCGCUGGGCGGGAUGCCGUCAAGACUCCCCUCCCUGAGCGCGGAUGCAGCCUUCCUGGCCACGUGCAUGAGCACGCGGGCCACGGUCCAGGUCGUCUGCGCGGAGCUCGGGCGCCCUGCGCGUGGCGCUGCGGCCCCGGCCAGCGCGGUUUCGCACCCCGAGGCCGGGCGCCAGGCGGCGGGCGCGGACGCCGACGUGGCGAGUGGCACGGCUGAGAUGGCGGCCGCCCAGACCAAGUGCGCGUCUGGCCCAUGGGGGUGCGAGGCCCGGGCGCGCGGUUGCACAGCCGCAGCAUUCGCCGCGCGUGCGAGGCCCUGGGCGGCGAGGGCCUUCCAGGCAACUGAGCCGGAGGUCGUGCGCGAGGUGUGGUCGCAGCCUCCGCGGCACACGGCAGAGUGCAUGGACGACGACCACUUCCGCCUGGCGCUCCGACGUCGACUCGGCAUCGCCCCGAAGCCCCGCAAGCGGCCGUGUGCCAGGGGGCCUCUCGUCUUUCUUCCUCGACGUGGCCGUGCGCUGCCCGCACAGCGCCCGCAGUGCGCAGGGAGCUCGCGCCGCGGCGUCCGGGGCCGCCGUGGCAGCGGCGGACGAGAAGCUCAUAAGCUUACGCUGUACGGCGGCCAGGUCUCGGCCGUGUCCGCCCAGACUUACGGCAAGCUCGGGGCCGUCAGCCAGGCCAACCUCCGCCGCGUUGCUGACAUGGCUGCCUCGCGAGGCGGCGUGCUCGGCAAGAGCGGUGGGGGGCUCUUUGCACCAUGGAGGUGGUAUCUCGAACCGCGCUGGCAGUGGCAGAGAGCGGCUCAUGUCUCAUGCGCUGCACCGGAUCUCACGGUCUAG
This is a messenger RNA of Prorocentrum cordatum, 1200 nucleotides long. Lineage: Eukaryota; Dinophyceae; Prorocentrales; Prorocentraceae. The record is from the annotation of a GenBank genome assembly.